Molecule: messenger RNA, 1623 nt
Organism: Solanum lycopersicum (tomato)
Lineage: Eukaryota; Viridiplantae; Streptophyta; Magnoliopsida; Solanales; Solanaceae
Source: RefSeq, a predicted model, not a curated record
ACUUGGCUGCUGCAGUGCACUAGUCUUCACAGGGUUAAGCUAAUUUCAGCUCAAAUUUCUCUGCUUUCAAAUCCCAAAGUUCUUUUUUUCUUUUUCAAGAAAAUUCAUGUCACCUCUGUCUGUAAAGUGAAAAAUUACCCAACCCCUCUUGUGUUUUUUGCUUUUUUUUUCUUUCUCAUUCAUGUUUUGACUAGUGUCUAGCUAGUACUUUGUUCCCUUUAUAUAAUGGUGUCAAAAUCUUGAAAAGCUCAUAAAACUAGUGUUUCUAAUGUCUUGAGUUUCUUGAAAAGAAAAAAAAGUUCAAAAGACAUGAUCUUGUUUUUUUUUUGGAUGACAUUUUUAGUUCUUGUUUUGGUGAUACCAAUGGUGUCAAAAUCUUGAAAAGAUUAUAAAACUACACCAUCAAGUGUCUUCCCAAGUUCUUGGGAAAAAAGAGGAUAUACUUUUUGUUGGUUUUAGUGCUUCAUUUUGGAUUUUGAAAAGCUCAUAAAACAACUACAACCUCCUCUCAAUUUAUUGAUUUCUUGAAAAAAAGGAGUUAAAAAGACUUGAUCUUGGUUGUGUUUUUUUUUUUUGAACAUUUUGAGUUUUUGGUUUGGUAAUUAUAAUACCAUAACUAUCUUCCCAAUUUCUUGAAAAAAGAAGAGUUAAAAAGACUUGAUCUUGGUAUUGUUAUUUGACAUUUUUAUUUGUUGGUUUGGUACUUAUAAUACCAUAACUAUCUUCCCAAUUUCUUGGGAAAAAAAAGAAGACAUGAUUUUGGUUUGUUUUUGACAUUUUAAGUUCUUGGUUUAUAAGUGGUGUUAGAAUCUUGAAAAUCUCAUAAAAUUACCAUCAACUGUCUUCCUAUUUUCUUGAAAAAGACAUGAUUUUGAUUGGUUCUUGACCUUUUUUGGGGUUCUUGAUUUUGGUAUAACAAAAGAAUGGGAGAAGUGGAAGGGGGGUGGGGUUGGCCACCAUCACCAAGUGGAUCACCAAUGUACAUAACAAAAGAUGAUCAUUGGACACAUUUUGAUAAUUCUGUUAAUGCUGUUUCUUUUGGUUUUGUUGCCACUGCCGUUCUUAUUUCUAUGUUCCUUGUCAUGGCUAUUUUUGAGAGGUUUCUCAGGCCCAAUUCACAAGCUUUAUCGACGUCCCGUGGACGGAAUCUUGGUGAUAUUGAGUCUCAGAUGAGCUUCAAUGGAAAACUUGGUCAUCAAACAUCUAAAGUGUCAACGAAGGCUCGAGAAGUUUCUGUGUUGAUGCCAGGAGAAGAUGUCCCUACUUUUCUAGCCAAUCCUGCUCCCGUACCCUGUCCUCCUGAACGCGAUCCAUGGCCUCUCCAUCAACAGAAUUCCUUGCCCGGUCUCUUGAACUUGGAUUCGAAUGCACAAUCCUAGCUAGCUCAAUUUGAAGGCAAUAAACAUUGACAAUACCAAAUUGAUGGAGUUCACCAAUUGGUUUUUUUGUCCCUCCCCUUGGCUCCUUAAUGUAAUGUACAUAUAGCAUAUAGGUAUUGGCUUGUUAAAAGCUCUUCUUAUCUGUUUAAUUGAGUCGAGGGUCUUUCUGAACAAUUUUUCUAUGUUUAUAAAAUGAAAAGUUGCAUACCUUUAUUCAGAUCGACGACUGUAAUUGUUGUUAUAA